Sclerotinia sclerotiorum 1980 UF-70 is the source of this 987-nucleotide messenger RNA. Its product is annotated as arginase. NCBI's taxonomy places the organism in Eukaryota, Fungi, Ascomycota, Leotiomycetes, Helotiales, Sclerotiniaceae. The coding region runs from base 1 to 987 and encodes 328 amino acids. The transcript has 3 exons. The record is from RefSeq and is a predicted model, not a curated record. Gene Ontology annotation, molecular function: arginase activity; manganese ion binding. Gene Ontology annotation, cellular component: cytosol; nucleus; cytoplasm.
AUGACUACCACCUCAAUGAUUCAACCAAAAUUCUUGUCGAAAGGCGACCAACUUGGUGUUGUUGCUGUCGGAUUCUCUGGUGGACAAUGUAAACCAGGAGUUGAUGCAGCACCUUCAGCACUCAUCAAGAGUGGUCUACUUACUCAACUCGAAGAGGAAUUAGGAUACAAACUUCACCAUGAUAAUACCGUCCACUCCUAUAAGGAAUUAAUCCCUUUUGAAGAUCCAGACCACCGAAGGAUGAAGAACCCACGCGCAGUCUCUGCCGUUACACAAAAGCUUUCUGAACAAGUUUAUGAACAUGCCAAAGAGGGUCGUUGCGUUUUGACUCUGGGUGGUGAUCAUUCCAUUGCUAUUGGUUCAGUUUCCGGAACUGCAAAAGCAAUCCGUGAGCGUUUAGGAAGAGAGAUGGCAUUAAUUUGGGUUGAUGCACACGCCGAUAUCAAUACACCAGAAACCUCCGACUCUGGAAAUGUUCAUGGAAUGCCAGUCGCAUUUUUAACGCGCCUUGCUCAAGAAGAAAAGCCUGAAAUCUUUGGAUGGUUAAAGGAUGAACAUAUGGUUAGCGUAAAGAAGAUUGUUUAUAUUGGCUUGAGAGAUGUGGACAGAGGAGAGAAGAAGAUUCUCCGUGAAAAUGGCAUCAAAGCAUUCAGCAUGCAUGACAUUGAUAGACACGGUAUUGGCAAAGUCAUGGAAAUGGCUCUCGGCCAUAUUGGUAACGAUACCCCUAUCCAUCUCUCUUUCGAUGUCGACGCUCUCGACCCUACCUACGCUCCUUCUACUGGUACGCCUGUUCGUGGAGGUUUGACUUUAAGAGAAGGAGAUUACAUUGCUGAAUGCGUUCACGAGACUGGUUCUUUGAUCGCCAUGGAUUUGGUAGAGGUCAACCCAACACUUGAACCUGGUAUCAAUGAUAUUGGAGCACACGAGACUGUUAGAGCCGGGUGCUCAUUGGUUAGAUGCGCUUUGGGUGAAAGCUUGCUAUGA